UUCUCUUUCCUCCUUCUCCACUUCCAGUACCUUUUUUUUUUCCUCACCGCUCUUCCUUCUUCUUCACAUUUUUUUUUUCCUUCCUUCCCAACGGGCGACCUAACGACUCCCCCACCUUCGGGCGAAAACUGCUGGACGGCCCGAGCGUCCGUGUGCCGGCGGCCGCCUGGACCCUAGUGUAGCUGCACACAUGCACGCGACAGCAUCUAUCCGCUGUUGUUGCUACUGUCGCCUACUCUUUACCGCGUUGACUCUCCAAAUUGCGAAUUUUCCUUCGCGACUUGUCGAGACUAUUUGCAAAUAGCCAAAACAGGUACCUCGUGAUUUCGGUUUUCAUUGAGGGGAAGAGAAGGGUUAGAGAGGAAGCGGUGGAGUCACUACCGGCUGAGCAAUUGACAGGAAAUUUUCGUUCUAGAUUUAACAUUGAAGGAUAUCUGGGUAAUGUUUUGGAGGACUAGGAGUGCGUGUUGAUUGUUGACAGGAAGAGAUUAAAAUUUUCGUGCAAUGAGAGGAGAUGUCAACGAACUGUGAAGUGUUGGUUAUUGGCAGUUAGCCAGUUAAACUUGAACUCGUGAUAUUUUUGUUGCUGUUGUACUGAGUGGUGUUGAGGGUGAAUGAGUUUUGAUGAAAGGAUUGAACUGAAUGACAGGUGGUGGUACACAGGUGGCCUCUUACCAGCGCAUCGAAACUGUCAUCACACAAGUGUUUGGUCCUGGAAGAAAGAAAGAAGCAAAAUAAACAAAGUGUUUGCUAGGCGAAGUGAAUGAGGCUAGAAGUGACAGGAGAAGGAACAAGUAGCCCUAACAUUGAUAUUCACUCGGUGUUUUGUGUUGUACCAGAUUGUGACAGCUGAUGAUGUCAGUAGUGCGGGAUGACAUGCGAGUGACUGAUUGUGGCAUUGAGUGACACUGUCAACUAGGAUUUUAAGACAUUACUGAAUACCUUUGAACAUUGAAACCAUCGGUCGGCCAGUGAAAGUAUUGAAACCUAGAUGAGACUGUCACCGAGUGAAAACCAUUAUCGAUAAUUCAAUCAGCAAGACAUCAAAUCAAUCAGUGAAAAAACGAGUGCCUCUGGCGUGAGGUAAUCACGAAGACACGUUGGAUUACGCGGGAGUGAGUGCUUACAGGGGCGUUACAGGGCCCAGAAUCGCGGUGGCGGGUACCGGGGUCCUCGCAUUUCCCGGAUUGCUAACUGAGAAGGGUUUAUCACCAGUUGGACAGUCAAAAACAAAGUCUGCAGGUCUGGCGGGCCUUGACAGUGAAGCUGUGCGCCGGUGGGUUGCCGAGGCAGCCCGAUCCGUACGCCAGAUAACACCCCCUGUUAUUGUACCAUCAAGUUCCCAACUUCAUUUGUUCAAUCAUCAGCCCCAACAACAACAGCAACAGCAACAGCAUCAAUCACAUCAGAAUAGUCACCAUUCGUCGCACGACACGAGUCAAUCAUCAUUGGGUACAUCAUUUGCAUUACCCACGUCCAUGACGCAAACACCGAGUAUGCACCUGUUAGAGAAUAACAAUCUUGAAGUUGCUAUGGCACAGCAGCAACAAAAUUCACAACAGAGCCCACAACCAAAUCAGAAUCAAAGCCAAAUACAGAAGCAGAAACAGACUGGAAGCCCAACGAAUAAUAAUACCAUUGAUGCUUGGAGAUCAAUUCAGGGUGGGCAUCAGUGGUGGAGUCCACCGUCUAGUGUACAUCAGGAUCAGGAAAUGGCACAGGCUAAUCAAACAUCAGGUGUUAUAUCAGCUACUCUCAAUCAGAUGCAGAGACUGCAGAGCCAACAAUCAGGUCAAUCAGAUGUUGAUCAACCACUUGAUUUUUCAGUUGGUUCGUUACAACAGCAGAGGCUACAUGCACGUGUCAGGACUAUGCAUGAAAGACUUCAAAAUCGUAUACAUAAUAACAAUAAUAAUAAUAAUAAUGGUAUUGGUGGUAGUGGACAAAAAUCUGGAAGAAUGAACGAGAGAAGAAGCUACAGUCCAAGUGAUGCCAGCACCAGUGGAAGUGAAGACGAGGGGGUGUCAACGGGUGGUAGUCCCUCGGGGCCAUUGCGAGGAGCUGAAACUGAUUCAUGUGAUACUGCUGCAGAGAGAUCCUAUGGAAAAGUGUGGAGAGGAGACGGUGAGGUCGCGUGGCGGACUGAGCAAUCAUUCAAGAGAACGUCACCGCACAAUGUCUGUCCUACUACGGGUGCGUCAGGUGGUAACUCAGCGACACAUCCGCACCUGUCACCGCCCUCUGCUGCGCCGAUUACCCUGCCCGAUCACCGGAGUGCUGGCAUCCAAGGGAAACACAGCAUUUCUCCAGCGAGUGAUGCACUUGGAAGAAUCGACAAAGAGCCACCGUCCCCCGAAUCCAUCCAAGAUGCUGAUCUACAUGGGGAUGUGGACGGUCCCGAGCUCAGUGGAGAUGAUCGGAGUAUCGCCAGCGAUGGCCAGGAUGGUCAUGAAGCCAUCCUGGAUCACGACUCGAUGGAUUCGGAACGAGGGGCCCUCAACCUGGUUACCGAUGUUUCACAGCGAAACAGCAGCAGUGGAACAAGCGGCAGUGCCUCAUCCCCCAGUUCAGGUGUCAGCAGUCAGUUGACCGGGAGUCAUGUUGGCAACACAAGUAAUUCUCAAGCAGCCCUAGCUGCCCAACUAGUCGGUCAACAGCUUCUCAUGCACGGCUCCCUGGGUGCCCUGAGCUCUCAGGAAAUUCAGGCUCUGGCAUCAACACUCCAACAGCAGCAGCAAUCGCUCCAACAGCAUCUCCAACAAAUAGCAAUGUUUCAAUCGGCAAAUCCAGGCGCCGGUCAGCUACCUGCACAGGCGCAGUUCUUCCUUCAGAAUCAGGGGCUGUUGCAGAGCGGUGGCUACGCCCAGAGAUCGAGUCAUCCGCGCUCACAGUCCAUGCAGGUACAGCAAGCUGUGGCUCAGGCAGCCCAGCAACUUCAGGCUCUACAGAAGCAGCAGGCACUGCAGGGCGGCGGUGGUCUCGUGGGAAGAAAUGUACCCCCGCAGAGAUCACCACCCCCUCCUGGUACACCACCAGCGGUAAAACCACCGACAGCAAGAUUGGAACCAUCGCCAGAGGAGACAACAGAUCUUGAGGAGUUGGAGCAGUUUGCCAAGACGUUCAAACAGAGGCGCAUCAAACUCGGUUUCACGCAGGGUGAUGUGGGUCUAGCAAUGGGGAAAUUAUAUGGCAAUGAUUUCUCGCAAACGACAAUUUCAAGGUUUGAGGCACUCAAUUUGUCGUUCAAAAAUAUGUGUAAAUUGAAGCCACUUCUGCAAAAAUGGCUGGAGGACGCUGACAAUUCUCUGAACAAUCCCAACUCACUCACGAAUCCUUUGACAACACCGGAAGCCAUUGGUAGACGACGAAAAAAGCGCACGUCAAUAGAAACUAGUGUUCGUGUUGCACUUGAAAAAGCAUUCAUGCAGAAUCCAAAACCAACUUCUGAGGAAAUUACGAUACUUGCUGACAGCCUGGCGAUGGAGAAAGAAGUCGUGAGAGUGUGGUUUUGCAAUAGGCGACAAAAAGAAAAACGAAUCAACCCACCAACAGCAGCGAUGGGCAGUCCGACAAUGGCCUCCCCAGCGCCCUCAGUAUUUGCAUCCCUGGCGAGUUCCAUGUCGGGGAGUCCCCUGGCUCUGACAACUCACUCCUCGGGUAUGGGCCACUCCCACCCGACUCCCCUCGGCUCACCAAUUCCCCUGGCCCUUGUAGCCUCAGCUGGUAGUAACUAUCACACCUUAAACAGCAAAUCUCACGAGUGACAUCAACCUGUCACUCAGCAUGACAACAAUGCUGCACUCUACCAUCAUCAUCACCGUUCGCAGACCCAACUGCCCCAUCAAUUUCAUAAUCAGCAUCAACGACGCUUGUGCAAUCUUCCCGAAUUUUAUCAGUAGUCGGGAUGUCAACAUUCCAUUUAAUAUCGUGAUUAUUCAGUAUCAAAUCGUGACUAUUCAAUUAUCGUUUAUUGAUACUGCAAUAUAUCCCUGAGUCACUGGUGAUUAACACAACCCGAGGAAGUGAAGAAAAAUGUAUACGUGUGAGUUUGAGAAAUCUUAGAGAACCUCUCGACGAUUCAAUUUUCAAUUGAUUAUAUAAUUUUUUAUGUACAAUUUGAAAAGGAAAAAAAAAUCGUGAUGAUUGGGUGUGCAUGUACUGGAGAGCAUGGGAAUUUAUCUUUUUUCUUUUUCACAACGAAAAAAAAGUAACGAUCGAUGUACAUAACUAGACAAAGAGUUGUAGUUAAUUAUUAUUACUGUUGUUUGGAUUGAAUGAAUCUAAAAAAUCCGGAGAUGCUGACAAUUUGAAGGGAGAAAUUUGGUUCAAGGAACAAACUAUUAUUUAGGGAUGGCCCCUAUCGAUACUUAUUGAUUGAAGAAUGAGAAAGUGGAUGGGUGUAACUAAUCGUAGGUACGUGAAACGAUUAAUCUCGUUGAUUAGAGAACAAAUUCACAUGUAAUAUUUCUAUUUAUGAUUAUUUAUUCUUACAGCCUAUUAAUCACUAAUUAUUUCAGGGAAAAUGCACUCAGUGAUGCUUUUAUUGCUGAAUGUAUUUUCUCGAGAGUAUCGAUUGUGUACCACCGAUUUAAUCACGAGAUUUAAUCGUACACGUGUGACAGUACGAAGUAUUAUAGGACAAUCCAUUUUUUGUAAUUCUGGUGUUGAUAGGGCGCUUUAGCAAAAAGAGAAUCAACAAUUCUCGUAUUAACGUCGCAAGUGACGUUAUUGUAUUUAUAAAUAAAUGUAUAUAAUUACGGGAAUGAUAUCAUAAAGUAUUAAACAUGUAUCGACUGUUCAGUUCUAUAUGUAUAUAUAUAUAAGUUCUAUAUAUAUAAAUAUAGAUAUGCAUAUUUACGAUAUAAAUAUGUAAACCAAUGUAUUGUAAAUAGUCCGGUCAUUUUCAAUUGAGUACGAGAUAUUGAAAAAAUUCACUCGUGUAUUCAUCGAUAAUAAUUGAUGUUGUUUAUCUUUUUCAUUAACAAUUAUUGAUAAUUCAAUUUGGCUAUUGUUUAUUGUACAUUGUAAAUGGGGCUUUCCACAAGUGUUGCGUUUGUUCUUUUCUUCUUUUCAAUCGAGUUAUUAGUGACAAUUUGCAUUUCCAUUUUUCCGUCAUUUUGUUGACAUUCUAUUUAAUGUGAAAUUCCAGAUUUGUGGACCAAGUGUAGUAAAAUGUUUUGUAAGAAUUGACAGCCUUCUUUGAGAGAAAAAAAAGUGAAUUAUUUUUUUUAGUGGAAAUAUGAGAAAUCUUUUUGUUCAUAGCCCGAGAAUUUAAUAUUUAAUUGAGACACGAUAACCGCAUAUGAAAUUACAUUCCAGUAGAUUUAGUACAUAAUAUCCCCCACCCCUAUCCGAUAAUUCAAAAAAAUUGUUGAUGCACUAUAAAAUCAAUUCAUGAUUUAACGUUUACAAUAGAUUAUAUUAUUUUUCAUUAUAUUUCAACUUCCAUUAUGUUAUAAUAAAAUGCAUACAGACAUUGAAAUUAUUAUUUUAUUUAUUUUUUCAUUUACUUAGUUUUUCCUGUCGAUUUACGGGGCACAGGGGGCUGAACAAAAUUUUAAUGACUUUUUUAUAGCUUUAUGAGAACAUUUUGUUUAUCAUUUCAACUGAACAUAUGGAAAUAUUGACAGAAUAUCGAAGAGACAAUGGAAAAUCAACCGUUCAUUAUUUUAUAAAUCGAGUGAAUUAUUCCUUGAGUAACAGACGAUGAUUAAUUCCGUAAUUGAUAUUCUGUCAAUUUUUUAGAUAAUUAAUUAUGAUUGAAAUUUAGAAAAAGUUCUCACCAAAUAUUAUUUAUUUGAUAGAAAAAAAAUGUGCCGUUGCCACCGUCCUAUCUCCUCUUGUAAAUAAAUAAACUGGUAAUCCUAGGUAUCGAGUAAUCGAGAUGAAUUAUUACUCUAAGACAUGUACCAAAUUCUAGUUAUCCAGAUAAAUGAAAAUUAUCUCUCGCUAUAUGAUAAUCCGUAAUCAACGAACAUGACUGUCGCAUGACUUUGAAUGACUAGAGAGAGAUUCGAUUAUAAGAUGUUCUGUAUUCAAGACAAUUUUCAUGGAUGACUACUAAUGAUAAGUGAAAAAUAUUAACACUCGCAGACGAAUUUGAAUUGUUAAAAAAAUAUAAAAAGCAUUGAAAUCUUGGACUGAAUAUUUACAAUAAAAUUUAAACAAAUCAAUGUUAUAUAUUCUAGGGUUACGAGGGGAUGAUCGACUCAUCAAAGAAUGACAGUUCGCGAACAUUUGAUGAAUUAAAACGAAAUGCACGGUUUAAAGUUCCUUAAGAGACGUGGAAACACCAUUACGGACAAAAUAAAAAAUCUAUAAUGUUUUAAUAUUUUGUACUUAACAAGUGUAAUAAUGCAUCGAUGAGUAAUAGUAUUAAUCGUAAAUAUGCGGUAUUGCAGGAAUAGUCGAGAGUAAAGUGAACUCGAUGCCAAAAUUAUCGAAUUGAAAUUUUUUCGAUAAAAAUUUAAUGAAAAUUGUGACAGAAGUAACACGAUUAUUAUUUAGGCGAUAACAAGCGUCGAGGGUGUAUAAAUAAAAUCAUAUCAAUCGUACAUAGUUAAUGUUAAAACUAUUAGGUACACUAUGGUUAAAAAUUAGUUAUCAUAUAUCAUCAUAUGAUUAGUCAAAGAAAAUACUGUAAUUAUAUAAUAAAUUGCGUCAUAGAU
Diachasmimorpha longicaudata is the source of this 6668-nucleotide messenger RNA. RefSeq names its product POU domain, class 2, transcription factor 1-like. The coding region runs from base 1479 to 3764 and encodes 761 amino acids. Lineage: Eukaryota; Metazoa; Arthropoda; Insecta; Hymenoptera; Braconidae. The transcript is spliced from 10 exons. The record is from RefSeq and is a predicted model, not a curated record. Gene Ontology annotation, biological process: regulation of transcription by RNA polymerase II. Gene Ontology annotation, molecular function: RNA polymerase II cis-regulatory region sequence-specific DNA binding; DNA-binding transcription factor activity, RNA polymerase II-specific.